Vanrija pseudolonga is the source of this 1208-nucleotide messenger RNA. RefSeq names its product Protein ras-2 (gene ras-2). Gene Ontology annotation, biological process: Ras protein signal transduction. Lineage: Eukaryota; Fungi; Basidiomycota; Tremellomycetes; Trichosporonales; Trichosporonaceae. Gene Ontology annotation, cellular component: plasma membrane. The coding region runs from base 273 to 941 and encodes 222 amino acids. Gene Ontology annotation, molecular function: GTP binding; GDP binding; GTPase activity. The record is from RefSeq and is a predicted model, not a curated record. The transcript is spliced from 5 exons.
CAUCGUCGUUGCACAACUACUUUACUCACACCGGCAACUGAUACAACGCCAAUCUGCGGCAGCACGCACACACACCCUCGCCACCAGACCCCGCGCCGCCCACCGUCCCGCGCCGCCCGCCCCUUCCUUCCCUCCCUCCACCUCGACAACGGGUUCGUGCUCGCGACUAGACGUCACACCAUUCCCCUCCAUCGCCAUCACACCCUCCUUCCACUCACUCUCGCCGAUUCCGACGUCCCCCGCAUCACGCCAAACGGCAUCACACGUCCAGCAUGUCGCAAUCAUCGCGCAUGGUCUUCAAGAUAACCGUCCUCGGAGACGGAGGCGUCGGCAAGACUGCCUUGACGGUACAGUUUACAAUGUCUUCAUUCGUCGAGACGUACGACCCCACAAUCGAAGACUGCUACCGCAAGCAGUGGGUGGUGGACGACCAGCCCUGUCUUCUCGAGGUCCUCGAUACGGCCGGACAAGAGGAGUACACGGCGUUGAGAGAUCAGUGGAUUCGCGACGGCGAAGGCUUCCUCGUCGUCUACUCUGUUACGGCAAAGUCAACAUGGUCCCGGGUAGAGAAGAUUGUCGACCGCGUCAUGCUCGUCAAGAAUGAGAACUCGCACGCGGCUACCGACUCGCCAGGCUUCGCACCAGGCCAGCGGAGAACAGCAGCGUCCCGUAGCAAGAUUCCGAUUGUUAUCGUCGGCAACAAGCGCGACAUGACCAACAACCGCGAAGUGACACCAGAGGAAGGACGAGCCUUGGCACAGUCGCUGGCGUGCGACUUUUACGAGACGAGCGCACGGCUGAACCAAAACGUCGAAGCCGCGUUCAAGAGUCUAGUGCGCCAGAUCAAGAUUGCAAAGGCGGGCGGCGAACUUCCCAACGAGAAGUCUGGAUCACAACCAAACGAGAAGAAGAAGAAGCACAAGAAGUGUGUCAUCUUGUAGGCGGCUGGUCCAGGCGUUUGCACUGGCGGCGGCGGUGCGGCGGUGACGGACGGCCGACCACGCUCGCCGCCGCUUUCACGACGGCUCGUUUACGACUUGCACCUACCUCACGACUUAUUCUCGGGCUUAUACCGGGCGCGCGCGCGUCGGCGCGACGAUUUGUGUGAUUGAGACAGACUCUAUUAUUUUACUCUGGGAUACAGGCAUAGUGGAUGCAUCGGGCGGGGGUGUGGCGGGAGCCGCGCUGUCGUCUGGGUGUGAUAUGAG